Messenger RNA from Pyrenophora tritici-repentis Pt-1C-BFP, 417 nucleotides. Its product is annotated as putative dash complex subunit dad2 protein. The record is from RefSeq and is a predicted model, not a curated record. Gene Ontology annotation, biological process: mitotic cell cycle; attachment of spindle microtubules to kinetochore. Lineage: Eukaryota; Fungi; Ascomycota; Dothideomycetes; Pleosporales; Pleosporaceae. Gene Ontology annotation, cellular component: mitotic spindle; mitotic spindle midzone; DASH complex.
AUGUCGAAUUAUGGACGCCCGCUUCCCACACAUCUCCGCAACCAGUCAUUGGGCGGCGCUCAGCAACAAUCCCCAAUCUUGCUCGCCCGCAUUGAAGAAAAGAAGGCCGAGUUAGCCAGUCUCAAAGACCUCCAAGCCCUGAGCGGGGGACUUGCAGAUCAAAUGCAAAUGCUUGCUGACAAGCUGAUGACUCUAUCGGACGGCACGGAAGCGGUUGCAGCAGUGUUGUCUAACUGGCACAAUGUGCUCAGGGCUAUCAACAUGGCAUCCACAAAACUACCCAAACCCAAGGAUGAGGAGGAUGCAGAAAAGAGAUCGGAAGAUGGACCACCAUUACCACAGACACUUGUCCGCAUCCCCACACAACAUGCGCCUGCAGUCAUGGAGCAGGCCAACGCAGCUACGGCAGAAGAUUGA